CCCAGAAUCGAUAUUUUUCGUGCUCAGAUGACAGCUGAUCAAAUGUCAUAAAAUUGCGACGCAUCAAUAUGGCCUCGAAUUGGACAAGAAAGGACACAACACUGUUGCUCGAGCUUUAUUUAAAAUAUAAAGAUGAUAUUCCUGAACAUUAUACGAAAAACUCAAAGAUUUUGCAUGUGAUUGUUGAAGAUAUGAAAGAACAUGGAGUUUCAACCACUUAUUUAAAGCUGGACAGAAAAAUACGUAAUAUGAAGCGUACUUAUAACGGUAUCAAAAGAAAAAAUCGAGAUUCUACGAAAUGGGAGUACUUUCAUACAAUGGAUGAAAUAUUCGGUGAAACUACAAACCGAGCAAUCGAUCUGACGACUUCCGAAGAGGGGGAUACCGUAUCUGAGGAAGAAAUGGUGAUCAAUGCAGAACCUAAUGAUGUCUUUGUCCAUGAGUUGAUGGAUGAGUCCAAUUUCGGGGAUAUCAUUUCGGACAGAACACCGAAUGAAGAACAAGAUGUUGAUGUAGACAGUCCCUAUAUGAAUUUGGCAGAGGAAUUGGAAGUUCAACGACUUGAGGAAUUACGUGUGAUUCGCGCAUCUCUCCAAGAGUCCAAUAUAAUACAAAGAGAGCGAAACCAGAUUCUGCAAGAAAGAAACAAACUGAUGAGACAAUACUUAGCAUUCGCAUUAAAGCAAAAUAAACAUAUAUAAAUUUGUAUUAUAGCUGAUAAAGACAAUUACUUAAUAAAGAAUAACUAUAAAUA
Molecule: messenger RNA, 754 nt
Organism: Drosophila innubila
Lineage: Eukaryota; Metazoa; Arthropoda; Insecta; Diptera; Drosophilidae
Exons: 2
Coding region: 69-701 (210 amino acids)
Biological process (GO): positive regulation of DNA-templated transcription
Cellular component (GO): nuclear body
Source: RefSeq, a predicted model, not a curated record